AUGGCGGGGGCGGCCGAGGGCGGCGGGGCGCUGCCAAGCGGUGGCGCGGACGCCCCCUCAACGCCCGCGAGGCUGGGCUUGGAGAUGGUGCCGCAGACGCCCCCGCACCACCCGCGCCCCUCGAGCGCGGCGUCCUCGCGCGCGGGCUGGGGCGCAGAGCUGCGGAGGACGGGGUACGACGCGUCGAUGAUGGCGAUGCUGCGGAGGCAGCAAGAGGCCUUCGAGCAGAAGGUGCUCGGCCAGCUGGGGCAGGCGCGUAUGCAGUCCGACCGGAUCCGGGAAGCGGCUCUUGCCCGCAUGGAGGAGAGGCUCUGCUCCCUCGAGGGCGCGCAGGCCCGGGCGAGCCGGGGGCUGGCGGAGCUCAACGGGAAGCUGCGGGGGGUGUCCGACGAGAUGCAGGCGCAGCUCCGCCGCGUGGACGCGGUCGAGGGGCGGUUCGGCGAGUCACGCCGGGAGAUCGAGGACGGCCUCCGGAACAGGCACGCGGAGCUCGAGAAGGACAUUAAGAAGGUGGCCAAGGACGUGUCCGAGUGCCACGCCGCCCAGGAGAGGCAGCACCAGGCACAGCAGCAGAAGCACCAGAGGCUGGGCGACGACCUCUUCUCGCACAGGCGCGACACCGAGCUCCUCUCGGGGCGGCUGGAGGACCUCGAGGCGAAGAUACACGAGGUUGCGCAGGCCAAGAUCGACGAGAUCGACCUCGCGCUCCGCGCCGCCGACGUCCCCGCCGCUGGCGGCUGGCCAACGACCCCGCCGCCCGCCGUAGAGGAGCCCGCCAGCGCAGCGCACCUCGGCAUCGUGGAGAAGCGCGUCGCCGACUUGGCCAGGAAGUACGACGAGGUGAUGCAGGACUCUGCCGAGCUGCACGCGCGCCUGGCGACGCAGGAUCAGCAACUGAGCGCCGCGAAUCUCAAGGUGGAGAGCCGAGAGGAGUCCUGGCGCGAGCUCAAGGACCGCGUGGACCGCGGCGACUGGGAGGGCAGGAUCGAGCAGCUCAGGCGCGGCCUGCAGGAUGAGGCCCGCCAGGCUGGCGACGCAGCGGAGCAGGUGACCCGCCUCGCGAGGAGGCUCGAGGGCGUCGAGCAGGUGCAGGAGCAGCUGGAGGGGCGGCUGGCGUCGGCCAGGAGCAGGCCGGCCGACGAGGACCGGGCCGCCUCCGGCGCCCAGGAGCUGCUGCUCCAGGUCCAGGAGAUGCGCGACGUCGUCGGCGCGCUGCGGGAGAGGGCCGACCUCGUGGAGAGCGCCCAGGACCAGCUCCGGGAGAGGCUCGACGCGGGCCCUCGAGUGGACAACCUCGACGGCCUCGUCGAGCAGCUGAAGGAGGUUGUGCCCAAGAUCGUGGACCAGGAGCAGAGGCUGCAGGACCUCGACCCCAAGGUGGGGGCGCUGCAGGCCAUCCUGGAGGGCUUCGGCCCCUCUUGGCAUCCCGCGACGGCGGAGGACCUCGAGCGGCUGGGCCGCGAAGUGCAGCGGCUGGCCGAGGCGGAGGCGCGCGCCCAGGCGCUCUCCAAGGCGCUGGAAGCCAGGAUAGACGAGCUCGGCAACCCGGCGGAGCUGCGGGGUGACAUAGAGAGCCUGCAGAAGGAUUUGGGCCAGCUGAAGACCCAGGGCGCAGGGUCGGCUGACCUGCUGGGCGACGUGGAUCUCAGACUGCUGAAGGCACAGCCUGCGCAGUUGACCGAGCUGCGAGGCGACGUGGAGAGUCUGCACGCGGAUCUCAGACUGCUGAAGGCACAGCCUGUGCAGUCGACUGAGCUGCGAGGCGACGUGGAGAGCCUGCGGGCGGCCCUCGAAGAAUUGAGAUCCUCCAGUUCGAAGGCGUCGGCGGCCGCAGAACUCGGGGGCGAGCGGCAGCAGCGACUCGUGGACGAGCUUGACGCACUGAAGGGCGAGGUCGGGCGCAUCGCGGAGCGGCAGAGCACGCUAUGCACGCAGAGCCCGCAGCCAGUACUGAGCGAGGCCUCCGAGCUCAGGCGCGACCUCGAUGCGACGAGGGCUGCGGUUGCGAAGCUGGAGGCGGCCUCCGUCGGCUGCGUCGCUGGCGCCGCGCUGAAGGCCGAGGACCAGCAGAUGCUCGAGAACCUGUUGCGGGUGGCGCAGGGCGACGAGGAGGCCGAGAGCGAAGCUCACGGGCGCCUCCUCGAGGCGCUCGACAGGUUCUGCGUCAAGCUCGCGGCUGCGGAGAAGGUGGAGCUGCGCGGGAGCCUCUCCGCGUCUGGCGGCCAGCGUUGGCGCCGGCGCGGACCCGGCGAGGCCUUCCACGCGAAGGGGAGGGCGCUGUCCCCGUGGCUGCCCGACGACGACGGCGAGGUGCCCGCGAAAGGCUGCUGCGUCGCCGACAGCAGCAGCGACGAGGAGGAUGACGAAUGGACAGGGGAGCAUGACAACGGGGACUCCAGCAGCACUGAGUCGGCGGACGGGCCGGACAAUCUCCGGCUCCUGUCCAAGACAGUCGACGGCGCGUUGGACGGCGCGCUGUCCCACACACUGGUUGGCGACAUUCGCCGCGAUGAUGGGCAUGCCACCUACGUGCUGGUGUUCACCCGGGCGGCUGAGCCAGGGCCCGGCGUCGUGGACCGCGGCGAGGUCAUCACCGACCCGCUGGAUAGCGCCAGGAGGAUUUUCAAGAAGCAGGAUCAGGAGAUCGAGAGGCUCGGCGUCGAGCCCAUGCUCGCCGAGGAGUACCACUGUAUAGUGAGGCGGAAGAUCGAGGACAUCCUUCUCAGGAGCGGCUUCAUUUGCAGCUGCUUCCCCAGCGUGGACGGCGACGAGACUUUCUUGAAGAUCUACCUGGAUCCCGACGGUGACGUGGUCCGCGCGCUGGCCGAGCAAUUCGAGUACAACGUACGCCUGAGCAAGGCCUGCUACCAGUCCACCAAGCGGAUCACCAACGUCGAGGGUUCCUUGUGUUUCGCCUACACUCCGUUCACCAUGGACUUGUACCGGCGCGGCAAGCUGCAGCCCUUCCGUCGAGUGGACGUGAUCCGCAUCGCCCGCCGGCAUCUAUCCAGCCUCAUCGACUUGGAGGAGUUGUACGAGCAGGGAUUCAUCUCGACGCACUUCGCGGUGGCAACGUCGGAGGAGCAGAGUAGCCUCAAGGCGCACUGGACGCACCCGCUGAGGUUCCGCAGGGCGCUCCUGCCCCAGCAGGUCGGAGACUACUUCGGGGAGAAGGUCGGCUUCUUCUUUCACUUCUUCGCCUUCUUCGUCAGGGCUAUCGCCAUUCUGGGCGCACUCGCGUUCUGCUUCUUCUGCUUGUUCAACUUCGUGAAUCUCGACCGAUUUCAGGAGAAUCGCUGCAGGAUGGUACUUGGUGCGGUGGUUGUCUUCUGGGCCCUCCUCUUCGAGGUCCGCUUUAAUCGCAGCAGCUCAAGGUUGGCGCAGUUGUGGGGCAUGAGCGCCUGGAAUGUAGAACGCCUGAUGGCAAGCAGAGACAGCAACUUGAAGACGUUUGACGAGAAGCUGGUCGGCAGGUCCAGGGAGCGCUUCGGCAACGUCGCGGCGGCCUUCUGUACGGUGUCGUACUGCACCAUGUUCAUCAUCGGCGUCGCUGCCAUGAAGAUGAAUGCGAGUGUAUUGGGCCAGGGUGCUAUGGACUGGGCAAUUUCCCUUGUGGUAAUGGUAGCGAAGUGGCUGUGGGGUAAAAUUGCACCUGUUCUCACUCGGUGGGAGAACCACAAGACGCAGCAGCGCUUCGACGAUGAGCUCUUUCUCAGGUUGGCGACCUUCAAGACUUUCUUCGUUCUCUGGCCUGCGUUGAGCAUAUUCUUGUUCGACAAGAUCACGAUGGCCUACUGCGGAGACAGCUUCCUGGCGGCGGUGGAGGCAGCGUACGGGCCCCUGUCUGAGCAGGGUCGCGCCGACGGGUACGUCCAGUGGCCUCAGGGACCGCACGCUGGAGAGGCGGGCAUGCUCAACGAGUCCACCUUCGAGGAGAAGCUGAGCAUGUACUCGCUGACUAGUGCCGAGAUCGCCUUUCGGGAUCUGUCCUUGGAUAGGCUCUUGCAUGAGGACAAGUACAGUGGGGAUGAAGCUUGCCUGGCCUUUUGUCUUCCGCUGACGGAGUGCUACCAGGUUCCUUCUCGCAGAUCUGCUGUGGAUUGUCUGACGAAUUGUCAUGCUGACCUUCAUAGUAUGAUCGUCGCUCAGUUCGUCACGCACGUUGCUGUGACACUAGCGCUUCUACUAUAUCCCAUGGCUCGAGUUGAGUACGAUAUCAAACAAGAGGUCUCAGCGGCAGCACAACAUGUACAGAAGGGCGGCGCAUCGCCUACUGAGGUUGGGUAUAGCGUGUUACAGGUGCAAGCGAAGUGCCAUCUGUAUGCCAAAUAUGAGUACCAAUCGUUUGGAGGGUCUUUUGUAGAGGACACCAUGGAACUGAUUCUUGGUUUCGUGUAUAUAUCGGUCUUCGGAAUGGUGAGCCCCGCAAUGGUCGUGAUCGCGGCCGCUGUGACGAUGGUUGAAUACAAACUGCUCCAGACGCGCAUGAUUUUCGUCACGGGCCGUCCGUACCCCGAGAUAGCUGCCGACAUUGGCAGCAGCAAGAAGAUGAUUGUGUUGAUCGGAACCGUCGGGGUCUUCAUUAACGGCUACCUCCUGGCGUUCGUCAUGGGCCCGGCGCGGUCACGGACUUUCAACCAGAAGUUUACAAUCUUCCUGUGCUUCGGCGCCGGCAGCCUGUUCCUGCGCACGAUGCUGCACAACGUGCUGGCCGGCGACCCUCGGGACGUGCGCAGGAUAGACGACCACAACAAUGACGUGCUGGCGAAGUUCCGGCCCGUCGAGAUCGGCAUGGAGUUCGUGCAGGGCAAGCACGGCGUCCGCGUCGACCUUGGACUCUGA
Molecule: messenger RNA, 4842 nt
Organism: Prorocentrum cordatum
Lineage: Eukaryota; Dinophyceae; Prorocentrales; Prorocentraceae
Source: the annotation of a GenBank genome assembly